CUCGCCCGCCGCCGCCACGCCCGCCCCAGCCUGUGCGCGCCAUUCCGACAAUGCCGCCUGCAACCCUCAAGAAGACAAAGCCCAGUCCUGUGGCGCCUCCGGUGGCAGAAGCAUCGCCGAUCAAAGCAUCUUCUCGGGCUGACGCAGCUGCCCACGACUCGCGCAAAGACGAAGCGCCGUCCGAGGUAGACAUUUCGUUUGGCAACAUGUCGUCGCCGGCCAGUACGAUCAAGAACCGACGCGCCUCAUCCAGCAUGGACCUCUCGGACGUGGACAUGACCACGCCCGUGCAGUCGCCGCGUCGCCCAUCCCCAGCCAAAGCCGCGCCGCCGACGGCCAAGCCGCCAAUGAACGACAGCAACGUGUCGGACGCGAGCAUCUUUUCUCUGCGGAUCACGCAUCCCGCGCCAGUGACCAAGGCGGCACCGCUGCCGGUUGUCCGAUCCCAAGAGGAAGAGGAAUCGAAGGCUGUGGACGACGAGGAAGACAAUGCGGCGGGCCAUCGCUCGUUUGAGUUGAACGACGAUUUUGAGUUUGACGCGCCGUCGCUCGACGACGACGACGAUACCUUUGGCGAGAAGAACCAGCACAACGCUAUGGAGGGCAAUCGAGGCUCGUUUGGCGGCAGCAUGACGCCGAUCCAACAGACAGAAGACCACGACCUCUUCUCGCCUCCCGAGGUCCGCCCGCAGUUUUCGAGUCCGCCUGUGAGUCCUGUGGCGCGCCGCCCGACGACGCCGCCGACGAAGAAGGCAUCGAAGAAGUCCCGCAUGCCCGUCGCGGACACGAGCGACAAUGAAAAUGACAUGUUUGAAGACGCAUCGCUCAUCGCCGCUGAGCCCAAAACGACCUCGAAGAAGCCGUCGACCAAGGCGCCCAAGAGGGCUACAAAGGCGCCCAAGCAGACCACUAAGGAGCUCAAGGAGCCCAAGGCCCGAGGCCGACCCAAGAAGAAGAAGCUGGCCGAGAUGUCGUUCAACGACGCAACCGACCACUCGGACAUGGACGCGCCGCCGCGCCGACAGGACUUUACCGACAAUGACGACGACGGCGGCGAGAGCGACCACAAUGGUCCGCGACGCUCCAAGCGGCGGCGGAUCCAGCCCCUCGCGUGGUACAAGUGCGAGCGGCCAGUGUACGAGCGCCGCGACAAUGGGCUCGGGCUCAUUUUGCCCACGAUUUCGCACAUUGAGCGUGCGGGCACCAACUCGCCGAUUAAGAACGCGGCCGGCAACCGCAAGAAGAAGUCCAAGCACGCGACGUUCCCGGCGUCGCAGCUGCCGCCCCAGUUCAAGUACUCGACGGCCGACGCGGGCGAGCUCUGGGACGAAGCAUCGGCCACGAGCAAGACGGUCAAGAUGAUUGGCCGGUACGGCACGGCGGACCUCUUUCCGCUGCCGGCCGAAGACGGGGUGCCGUCGGGCUUUGCGUGUCAGACGUUCAACGUGGUGGGCUCGACCUCGGUGCCGACGUGGAUCUCGGGUCGCGUGCUCCUCCCGCCCGGCGCCGUCAAGGCCAGCGAAAGCGUCGGCAGCUGCGCGCAGGUCUUCGUCGUCAUUGGCUGCCAGCCCAUGGCGCUCGAGGUGGCCUUUGGGCAUCCGUCGAGCCCUGCGUUUGAUGACGCGACCGCGUCACGCUUCACGCUCGGGCCCGGCGACGAGUUUUACGUGCCCGCGAACAAUGCGUACUUUCUGCGCAACCACAGCACGUCGGUCGAGGCCGAGCUGCGCUUCAUGAUCCUCAAGCCCAAGCCGAGCGAGAAGAGCAAGAAGCAAAGGACCGACGGCAAGAAGACCAAGAAGCCCAAGAAGCACACGUCCAAGGCGUGAGUAGUUAGGUGAGAGUACUUAAUAUAUAGGAGAAAAUAAGGGCUUAGGGCCGGAGGAGCUGGUCCCGCGUAAUGUGGAGGUCGAGGUGGUCG
Saprolegnia parasitica CBS 223.65 is the source of this 1921-nucleotide messenger RNA. RefSeq lists its product as hypothetical. The record is from RefSeq and is a predicted model, not a curated record. Gene Ontology annotation, cellular component: kinetochore. Lineage: Eukaryota; Oomycota; Saprolegniomycetes; Saprolegniales; Saprolegniaceae. Gene Ontology annotation, biological process: spindle attachment to meiosis I kinetochore; kinetochore assembly; attachment of mitotic spindle microtubules to kinetochore. The transcript is spliced from 6 exons. Gene Ontology annotation, molecular function: centromeric DNA binding. Bases 51 to 1829 code for a protein of 592 amino acids.